AUGAGAAUUGCCAAUCCUGCGGGCAUUAAUGCGUUUUUCACCGAAAUAAAAAAUAUGUGGCUAGAGCGUGGACAAAAUUUGAGUGGAAGGAUUCCAGAGGAAUUAAGUCAAAUUCCCAAUCAAAUGCAAGCCUUACCUAGUAUAAAUCCAGUAUCCUAUUCUUUACCACUAGUUGCCCCAGCUCCUCAACAGCAAGGGCAUGCAAUUUCUUUAGAAGAUAUGCAAAAAGCAAUUCAGAAUGCACUAACGCAACAAAAAACUGAAAACCAGGCAUUAGUAAAGAAAGUUACAGAAUUAGAAUCUCAAAUGGCUAAGCAAAUGCAAGUACCUGCUCCUCAAACUGUUGAACCAGUUAGACAGCCAAGAGGUCCACCAUCUUCAUUACAAACAGAAGAAGGUAUAGAAAAUUAUCGCUUAUCACAAUACUUAAAUAAUUUAGGUAUAUUUAGUACAGAAGAUUUAGAGAGAAAUUAUCCUAUAAAACCUUUUCAAAGAUCCUUUCCUCGAAAGAGCAACGUCUCUGCUAGAAUUGAUAGAGUAGAAGAGCUAAUGAAGAAAAUAGUGGAUAUGAUGAAGAAAACAAUAUAUGGUAUGAUGAUUCUGAAAAAAAAACGAGUAUCAGUAAAUGAAAACUUAUCUGAUAACUCUGCUAACCCUUCUUCUGAUCUAGUAACUAACUUCCCUGAAACAUAUGAUCAGCUAUUGUCUAAGCUUUCACCAACAAUGCGAAAAAUGUGUCAGUCUCACAUAGUUCAGAAAAAAGAAUCAAAAUCAGAUGAGUGGUUUUCAUCUUUACAGUACCUGAAUGCUAACAUAAACGACUUAUUAAUUUCUAAUUCUUUUUUAGAUUGCGGAAGUGAGUUCGGGGGAUUGAAUGAUGCAACAAUUAAUGCCCUUGGGUGGAAAGCUGAUAAGCCAUCUGAUUUUGGCAUAAAAGGUAACUCCAAACACAUCACCGAAUCAUUGGGAUGGUUUACAGAUGUGCCAGUUAAUAUAAAGGAUAAGGAUGGUAAAACUGUCACAGCUACUGGAAAUUUUGCACGUAUUGAUAAUGGUGAACCCAAACCAAUGUUAUGCUUAGGUAUGACAUGGAUUCGAAAAGUUCAAGAGGUUUGUGAACCAGAACAACAAGUUUCAAAUAUGUAUGAUGGUAGAGUUCUUGCAGAAAGAUGCUCUCAGCUUACUGAGGCAAAGAUGAACAUAUAG
Messenger RNA from Ambispora gerdemannii, 1206 nucleotides. The record is from the annotation of a GenBank genome assembly. Lineage: Eukaryota; Fungi; Glomeromycota; Glomeromycetes; Archaeosporales; Ambisporaceae.